CGCGGCACCUCCCUGGGGUCUGGCCUCCGCACUGUGGGGCGCUCCUCUGGUAGUGUCUAUGGAGGAGCAGGAGGGGCAGGUGUGCGCGUCUCCAAAUCCAGCUCCGGAGCUCUGGGCGCUGGAUUCGAUCUGAGCGAUGCUGUGGAUGUGACCGUCAACGAGAAGGCCACCAUGCAGAACCUGAACGACCGCCUGGCCACAUACCUCGACAAGGUGCGCAGUCUGGAGAAGGCCAACGCUGAUCUGGAGAUGAAGAUCAGGAAAUACCUUGAGAACAGGACCAGCAUUCACCUCCACGACAGCUCCGCCCACACAGCCACCAUCGUCGGCCUGCAGGACAAGAUUGGUGAUGCUGCUCGUGUGAAUGCUGCUCUGUACUUGGCUGUGGACAACGCCAAACUGGCCGCUGACGACUUCAAAGUCAAGUUUGAGAACGAGUUUGCCAUGCAUCAGUCGGUGGAGGCAGACAUCGCAGGGCUGAAGAAAGUCCUGGAUGGGUUGACUCUGGCUCGCUCGGAUCUGGAGAUGCAGGUGGAGGGUCUGAAGGACGAUCUCAUCUACAUGAAGAGGCAGCAUGAGGAGGACCUGCUGGCUCUGCGUGCUAGCAUGGGAGGAUCAGUGAAUGUGGAGGUGGACGCUGCUCCUCAGCAGGACCUCAGCGUUGUCAUGGCUGGAAUCAGAGAACACUACGAGAGCGUCACCGACAAGAACCGCAGAGACCUGGAGGCCUGGUUCCAGGCCAAGAGCGUUGAGCUGACCAAAGACGUGGCCGUGAGCACAGAGACCCUGAAGACCAGCCGCUCCGAGAUUUCUGAACUGCGCCGCACCCUGAGCACACUGGAGAUCAAACUGCAGGCUCAGCUCAGUAAGAAAGGAGCUCUGGAGGUGAACCUGGCUGAAGUGAACAGCCGCUACGCCAUGAUGCUGGCCAGCUUCCAGCAGCAGGUGACAUCACUGGAGGAGCAACUGAGCGCGCUCAGAGCCGAUCUGGCCAAUCAGACGGAGCAGUACAAAUUGCUGCUGGACAUUAAGACCAGACUGGAGAUGGAGAUCGCAGAGUACCGCCGUCUGCUGGAUGGAGAUAUGGAGAAAUGUAACAACACAAAGGAAAGUCAGCAAUCUCUCACCACCAAAACCACCACCACCACCAAAGUCAUAACCAUUGUCCAGGAAGUGGAUGAACAUGGAAACAUCAUUUCUGCUUAG
Molecule: messenger RNA, 1206 nt
Organism: Boleophthalmus pectinirostris (great blue-spotted mudskipper)
Lineage: Eukaryota; Metazoa; Chordata; Actinopteri; Gobiiformes; Gobiidae
Product: keratin, type I cytoskeletal 13-like
Exons: 9
Coding region: 172-1206 (344 amino acids)
Molecular function (GO): structural molecule activity
Source: RefSeq, a predicted model, not a curated record